AUGUCCCCUGAUUAUCCGACUACGCAACAACACCUCUACCUUGCCCCAUAUCGUAAGUUGGGACUGUAGUCACCUACUAUAUAUGCUUUAUACACAAAGUCGCGGUUGAGAUUUUCUGUUUUGAAUCGUAUAAACUUUUUGACAAAUUUUUAUAUGAAAACAUAAAAUACACUGAUAAACACAUAAGACAAUAAUGUAAACGACAACCAAAUGACAAUUUCAAAAAUUAUUGGUACUUUCUUCAUAUUGUAAGCAAAUUAUUGAAGUAAAAUGAUUGCAGACAAUAAGAAAAUAGGUAAAACUUCAGUGCAUCGUGGACAACCGACGAUAACAGCAUCGAUUUGAAUAUUCGUUGUGUUUCACACAGAUAGUCAGAUCACAAUAUCAAUAUCGAGAAAAAAAGACCGUAAAUUAAGCAUACCUUGGCUAACAGAAAAUGUAUUUCUUUGGUUUCGAUGCUUACACUGCGCGCUCUCCAAUUCAACAUCAAAUUUUUCACAUAAUGCUUAUUCCGAUAACCAACAGUCAACGACGCCAUGAAGGACGCGCCUAUUCUUGUCCUGACCGGAAGACUUGAAAGCACACCGAUGGAGUUCAAAGUCGUGUAUUCGGAUUCCCUCUCUCAGGUUAUAACACUGGUUCCAGCGGAUGUUUCAGAUCCUAUCCCCACAACGAUUCGUGUUGCCUUCAGCGGAGUGCACCAUCUAAAGCCAUGGAAAUUCCUACUCUGUCUCUUGCCAGCUAUAAUGAAAACGUUGAUGCAUUGA
Spirometra erinaceieuropaei is the source of this 767-nucleotide messenger RNA. NCBI's taxonomy places the organism in Eukaryota, Metazoa, Platyhelminthes, Cestoda, Diphyllobothriidea, Diphyllobothriidae. The record is from the annotation of a GenBank genome assembly.